AUUGGACUCCACAACCAAAAGGCCAAACCUCUCUCUCUCUGCGCAAUGCCACCUCAGCAACCCGACCUACAGCAGCCGCUCCUGCACGGCGCCGCCGACUCGGACGAGGCGGCGUACGACCCGGCCCAGAAGAUCCACGUGGUCGGCAUCGGCGAUGAGGCCGGCGGGGAAUCCGACUCGGGAGCGCCGCCGCCCUUCUCGUGGAGGAAGCUGUGGCUCUUCUCGGGCCCGGGGCUCCUCAUGAGCAUAGCCUUCCUCGACCCGGGGAACCUGGAGGGCGACCUCCAGGCCGGCGUGGUGGCCGGGUACUCAUUGCUGUGGCUGCUGAUGUGGGCCACAGCGAUGGGGCUGCUGGUGCAGCUGCUGGCGGCACGGCUCGGUGUGGCCACGGGGCGGCACCUGGCGGAGCUGUGCCGGGAGGAGUACCCGACGUGGGCGCGGCUGGCACUGUGGUUCAUGGCGGAGGUGGCGCUGGUCGGAGCCGACAUACAGGAGGUCAUCGGGAGCGCCAUCGCCCUCAACAUUCUCAGCAAUGGGUUCUUGCCACUUUGGUCUGGCGUCAUUAUUACCGCUGCUGAUUGCUUCAUCUUUCUGUUCCUCGAGAACUAUGGUGUGAGGAAAUUGGAAGCGGUCUUCGCCGUUCUCAUCGCGGUGAUGGCGCUCUCAUUCGCGUGGAUGUUUGGCGAAGCGAAGCCGAGCGGAGUCAAACUACUUCUCGGCAUUUUGAUUCCGAAACUCAGCUCCAAGACGAUCACGCAAGCGGUGGCAGUUCUGGGCUGCAUCAUAAUGCCCCACAACUUGUUCUUGCACUCAGCCCUCGUGCAGUCCCGUGAGAUCGACCGCACCAAGAAAGGCCUGGUCCAAGAAGCCAUCAACUACAACACAAUAGAGUCGUCUGCCGCGCUUGCUGUCUCCUUCAUCAUCAAUCUCUUCGUCACGGCCGUGUUCGCAGAGGGUUUCUAUGGGACCGCCCUCGCCGACAGCAUUGGCCUUGUAAACGCUGGGAAUUACCUCCAGGAGAAGUUUGGCGGCGGUGUCAUUCCGAUUGUGUACAUAUGGGGGAUUGGUCUUUUAGCUGCUGGGCAGAGCAGCACUAUAACCGGGACCUAUGCAGGGCAGUUCAUAAUGGGGGGCUUUCUCAAUAUAAGGCUGAGGAAAUGGGUGAGGGCGCUGAUCACGCGCAGCUGCGCAAUCGUGCCGGCGAUGAUCGUCGCGCUCGCGUUCGACACGUCGGAGGACAGCUUGGAUGUCAUGAACGAGUAUCUCAACGUGCUUCAGUCUGUGCAGAUCCCGUUCGCGCUCAUUCCACUUCUCUGCUUGGUCUCCAAGGAAGAGCUGAUGGGGAGUUUUCGGAUUGGCCCUGUCCUCCAGGUGACCGCUUGGCUGGUGGCUGCACUGGUGAUGGCGAUCAACGGCUAUCUUCUGGUGGACUUCUUCUCAAGCGACGUUGAACUAGGAGCCAUUUUUGGCACUGUGGUGUGUGUCAUUGCGGUCGCGUACAUUUCGUUCAUAAUUUACCUUGUUCUGAGGGGAAUCGACCUUUCCGCUCUGCGCAAUUUGUCACGGCCAAAAACAGUCGUCGCUAACAUGGAGGACCUGUAGUUGCUCAUCUUCGGGUCACCGUGAACAUAGCAUAUCUCUGAUUUUCACCAUAGUUUUGAUGGCUAUGCAAAUCGACACGACAGAUUGACAUGACAGCGCUUUCUUAUUUUCGGCACAAACAGGCUGUCCCUGAACAGCGUACAUGCUUCAGAUGUAUGAAGUGCCUGAAAGUAGUCGUUGAGAUGGGUUAACUGCAAUGGUUCGAUCCCGGUUUUAGCCCAGCUUUCUCCCUAAACAAAAGCUCAUUCCGUGAUUAUUGCUUCAAUCUUGUCAUUGACACCUGCAACUUUCUGUACUUUUAGGAUUUAACGAGAAACAUAACAUAAUUUUUU
This is a messenger RNA of Syzygium oleosum, 1934 nucleotides long. RefSeq names its product metal transporter Nramp3.1-like. The coding region runs from base 46 to 1602 and encodes 518 amino acids. NCBI's taxonomy places the organism in Eukaryota, Viridiplantae, Streptophyta, Magnoliopsida, Myrtales, Myrtaceae. Gene Ontology annotation, cellular component: vacuolar membrane. The transcript is spliced from 4 exons. Gene Ontology annotation, biological process: metal ion transport; defense response to bacterium; positive regulation of reactive oxygen species metabolic process. The record is from RefSeq and is a predicted model, not a curated record. Gene Ontology annotation, molecular function: manganese ion transmembrane transporter activity; cadmium ion transmembrane transporter activity.